Molecule: messenger RNA, 1791 nt
Organism: Sphaeramia orbicularis (orbiculate cardinalfish)
Lineage: Eukaryota; Metazoa; Chordata; Actinopteri; Kurtiformes; Apogonidae
Gene: mettl8
Product: methyltransferase 8, methylcytidine
Exons: 10
Coding region: 107-1228 (373 amino acids)
Molecular function (GO): tRNA (cytidine-N3)-methyltransferase activity
Source: RefSeq, a predicted model, not a curated record
CGCCAUCAGCAGGUCACAUGCAAUAUAACACCAGAGGAAUAACUGCUAGCAUGGCAUCAGCCUACAACCGGAGCUGACCCUAAAACUGCUACUAAAGCCAGAGUAAAUGCAUAAAUUGCGAAGCCUCUCUGCAGCCACAUUGGCUGAACUUUUAAGCAGAUGGUCUGCACGACUAAAGAGCACUGGAGGAAGACCUUCAGCUCCUCUGGGUUCAAGGAUUUUGCUCAAUCCUGAUGACAUCUUUAAACAUAACAUGUGGGAUCAUGUACAGUGGACAGAAGAGGACAAAGAAAAUGCUUGUCAGAAGGCAAAAGAAAAUUCCAGCGAACAAAUUCCACUAAAGGAACAAGGUAAAUUCGACAUCGAAGCUUGCCAAUAUUGGGACACGUUCUAUGAAACGCAUCAGGAUAAGUUCUUCAAAAAUCGCAAGUGGCUGUUUUUAGAAUUCCCAGAACUGCUGCCUUCAGACGCAGAAAGUCAAACCAGGAAUACAUUGACCAGACAGCAUGAACACAUCAGCUCCACGGACCUUCUCAGACACUCCUCUCAUCAUCAGGAAUCAUGUAAAGCAGCAGAUUUAGAAAAUAAUGAAGGACCAAUACAGAGUUCGGCUUUUCCCGGACAGCACACAUCUUUCAAGAUCUUGGAGGUUGGAUGUGGAGUCGGCAACAGUGUAUUUCCUAUAUUGAAUUCCAUCAAAGAAAAAGAUGCCUUUUUAUACUGUUGUGACUUCUCCCCACGUGCUAUUCAGCUGGUAAAGGAGCAUCCAGACUAUGAUGACUCUGUGUGUCACGCCUUUGUCCAUAACAUUUGUGAGGAGGUGGCCUCUUUUCCCUUUCCACCUCAGAGUCUGGAUGUUAUUCUGGCGGUCUUUGUGCUCUCUUCUAUUCACCCAGAGCGAAUGCAAGGAGUUGUGAACCGACUAUCUACAUACCUAAAACAUGGAGGGGUAUUUCUGUUCCGUGAUUAUGGCAGAUAUGAUUUCUCACAACUCAGGUUUAAGAAAGGACGCUGUUUAUCAGAGAAUUUCUACACGCGUGGAGAUGGAACCUGUGUCUAUUUUUUCACAAAAGAAGAGGUUCAUCAUUUAUUUUCCAAUGCGGGACUAGAAGAAGUUCAAAACUUGGAGGACAGACGUUUACAAGUAAACAGAGGAAAGAAAGUUGCAAUGCACCGGGUGUGGAUGCAGAGCAAAUACAGGAAAACACAUCCAAGUUCAACAUCUUAACACUCCAUAAUGCUCAGAUGUAUGUUCAGCAAGUGUAAAUACAUUUUUAUAUUUGUUUAUAAAUUCUUGAUUUAUUCAUUUAUUUUUCUAUUUGCAAAUUAGGGAAUGCAUAAUUGCUAGAACUGUGUGCAAUAAAAUAAUGUAACAAAACUCUUGUGUCAUGAAGGUUCACAAACAUUUUAUAUUAACCAUAUUGAGAGAAUUUUACUGGAUUGGAAAAACUACAUCAUAGGCUUAUGGAUUUCUGGUUAUUUAUAGGUUUUUUAUAUGUGAAUUCUGUUUGCAACAAAAAAUAAAAACAGACUGAACUUUACACAUGAAAAGUAAAAACAUGUUGGCUAUAAUAAAAUAUAUUUCAGGACAUUGUAAGGUAGAAAUAUGGGACUGGUUUUAUUGUGAAACGACAAAUAGAGACUAAAGUGUGAGACUAAAUUAUAUACAAUAGAGGACAUAUCAACAUGACAAAACUAGAAAGUGAGUGUGCUAUAUACAACAGCAUACGUGUACAACACACACAUUGCCCAUAAAGUUGGAAUAAAAUAUUUUAGCCUCUUCUCAUGAAA